This is a messenger RNA of Paramacrobiotus metropolitanus, 900 nucleotides long. Its product is annotated as adenosine receptor A3-like. Gene Ontology annotation, biological process: neuropeptide signaling pathway. Gene Ontology annotation, molecular function: neuropeptide receptor activity. Gene Ontology annotation, cellular component: membrane. The transcript has a single exon. Bases 1 to 900 code for a protein of 299 amino acids. The record is from RefSeq and is a predicted model, not a curated record. Lineage: Eukaryota; Metazoa; Tardigrada; Eutardigrada; Parachela; Macrobiotidae.
AUGACUGCUAACAACACGACCAAUUUUAUGCAGUCAGACCGCUGGACGCCGUUAUUUUGCACACAGACCGUCAUUGCCAUAACCGCGUUCCUCCUCAACGCAGCCGUCUUAAUCAGACACCUGCUCCAGCCGUCAAUUAUCAGCCAUUUCACUGUGUACCUGCUGGUGCUGUACCUGGCCAACGUAGUCAUUAUUCUGGGCGUGAAACCGAUGGAGCUCUUCAACGAUAUCCACAAUGGCGGGAAUUGGUCGUUCGGCGGCCAACUGUGCAUCAUCCACACGUAUUUCCUCUUAGUGUUCUCCGUCACACCGUUGUUGUCGCAUUUGCUAAUCGCCACAGACCGCUUCUGGGCGCUGCAGUUUCCGCAUUCGUAUCGCAGUCACCAUAAUAUCAAGACAUCUUUACUUAUUUGUUUGGGCAUGGUUUGUUAUGUGCACUGUUUUGCGCUGCCGGCGUUUAUCGUAUAUCUACCGUCCAUAAACGCCGCGCACUGCCAACCAUCGCCGCGCUCGCGGUACUGGUACCGCGUGGAGUAUGUUAUCGAUCGGAUUGUACCGCUGCUGUUGAUAUUAGUGAUUUACUUGUUUAUUAUCAUCAAGCGCUGGCACCGACGCAAGACGCCGGCAUCGGUACAUGUGUCUCCCGCGGGAUCGCGGAUACCUCACUCGACGACGGUUUUGGCCGUGCGGAGAACGUCGGUGCGUCCGUUCGUGGUGCUGACGCUGACGACGUUGGAGGUUGCGGUGUGCUGGCUGCCGUUAGAUGUGUAUUUCGCCUGUAAAGUGUAUUUCAACUACCGAAUGCCGGAUAGUGUGGCCCAGUGUUUUGUCAUACUGUUUACGCUGCAAAGCGUCUUCGAUCCGCUAAUUUGGGUGUUCAGUCGCCGUCACAAACGAUGA